Messenger RNA from Galleria mellonella (greater wax moth), 12085 nucleotides. RefSeq names its product nuclear receptor-binding protein homolog (gene Madm). Gene Ontology annotation, molecular function: ATP binding; protein serine/threonine kinase activity. The transcript has 10 exons. Gene Ontology annotation, cellular component: endomembrane system; cytoplasm. NCBI's taxonomy places the organism in Eukaryota, Metazoa, Arthropoda, Insecta, Lepidoptera, Pyralidae. The record is from RefSeq and is a predicted model, not a curated record. Gene Ontology annotation, biological process: intracellular signal transduction; protein phosphorylation; endoplasmic reticulum to Golgi vesicle-mediated transport. The coding region runs from base 354 to 1952 and encodes 532 amino acids.
UGGUUUUUAUAUUUAUGUCGGAAUAGAAAUACGUCUAGAUCUGCGCCGGUGAACAAUUUAUUUCAAUUAUAAUGACUACGCUCACUAGAGACGCUGUGUGCUCUCGUAUCGUGUAGAUAAAUUUUUAAACUUCACCAUUCAGUGUGUUGAAGUCUUAAUAAGUGCUGUGCAUCGAAUAAUGGUCUUGGAUGAAACAUUCGUGACGUCUCGAGUUUCAGCCUUGGAUAUUAUGGUUACAAGAAAAAGUGUAUUUUGAAAAUAUACCCAGUGUUUUCUGAUUGAAAACGUCUGUGAGGUAUUAAACAACUGUGCGGUAGUUCUGUUUAUUGUAGUGGUGUCCAAUAAUUGGUGUUAUGUCGGGUGGCAGAAGUAUCGACAAGGAGCGAAAAUCGCCCAGAGAAAGUGGCGAAGACUCGGAAGACGAGAGCGAAAUUUUGGAGGAGAGUCCUUGUGGACGGUGGCUCAAGCGACGAGAAGAGGUAGAGCAACGCGAUGUACCAGGCAUCGACUGUGCGCAUCUCGCUAUGGAUACAGAGGAAGGCGUCGAGGUGGUUUGGAAUGAGGUACAGUUCUCCGAAAGGAAGAAUUUCAAGGCACAAGAGGACAAAAUACAAAUGGUGUUCGACAACCUCACCAGACUAGAACACCCCAACAUCGUGAAGUUCCACCGUUACUGGACAGACACACACAAUGACAAGCCACGGGUGAUUUUCAUAACCGAGUACAUGUCAUGCGGAUCGCUUAAGCAAUUCUUAAAGCGCACCAAACGCAACGUGAAACGACUACCACUGCAGGCGUGGAAGCGGUGGUGUACACAGAUACUUUCGGCCCUCAGUUAUCUUCACGGCUGCGUUCCUCCAAUCGUCCACGGCAACUUGACCUGCGACACUAUCUUCAUUCAACAUAACGGGCUCGUGAAAAUUGGGUCUGUAGCACCAGAUGCCAUCAAUCACCACGUGAAAACCUGCAGAGAAAAUAUGAGGAACAUGCACCUUAUUGCCCCGGAAUAUGGAUCAUCACAAAUGGUGACGCCAGCGAUGGAUAUCUACUCUUUCGGAAUGUGCGCUCUGGAGACAGCUGCUCUUGAGAUUCAGGGCAAUGGCGACUCUGGCAGCCACGUCACAGAGGAGCACAUCGUUCGUACUGUUGAGUCUCUGGAGGAACCCAGGCAGAAGGACUUUAUUUACAGGUGUAUAAAUAAAGAUCCGUCGAAAAGGCCGACGGCUCGAGAGCUGCUCUUCCACCCGUUGCUAUUUGAAGUACACUCCUUGAAGCUACUAGCAGCCCACACUCUUGUCAACACGACAGCAAACAUUUCGGAAACGAUAACGGACGAGGUGGCAGGCGGAUCGAGUGGGGAGGCACUCGCGUGGUGCGUCAAGGACGGUGAACGGACCGAGAUCUCAGCUAAAGACCUUCCACCGCACGGUGAGAAGCUAGAGAAGUUUGUCGAAGAUGUCAAGUACGGCAUCUACCCGCUGACGGCGUACGGCGGGCGCGGCGGCGCGGGCCGCGCGGCGUCGCCGGCGGAGCGCGCGCUGGCGGAGGCGGCGCCCGCCGCGUCGCCCGAGCCGCGCGACACCGAGACGCGCCGCGUCGUCAACAUGAUGUGCAGCCUCAAGCCGCACCCGCACCCGCACACCCCGCCCGCGCCGCACGACCCGCCGCACGACCUGCUCAUGACGAUCCUGCUGCGCAUGGACGACAAGAUGAACCGCCAGCUGACGUGCGCCGUGUCGCGCCGCGACUCCGCCGCCGCGCUCGCCGCCGACCUGGUGCAGCUCGGCUUCAUACACGAGGCAGACCGCGACAAAAUAUGUCGGCUAAUGGAGGAGUCACUUCGAAGUAGUUUCGGGCAGCCGGUGAGCACGGCGGCGGGCGCGGCCGCGGGCGGCGGCGUGGGGACCGCGGGGACACUGCCGCACCGCGCGCCGCAGCACGUCGCCAGCUAGUGCGCGCACCCGGCGCCACUCGCAUCGCUCUAGCUCUCCACGCGUACUCUACGUGCGAGUAAAUAAGGAUGCCGCAUCAAUACCACACGUCAAACGUAAUCCGAACACAUCUGUGCCCAUAACGUCGAUAUCGUCAAAUUUGGAUUACAUUCGUAUUUAUUUCAAUCACUGUCAUCGCCUACGGAACGCCUAUUUAUUAUUUACUCAUUUAUUAGUUAAAUACAUAAAAUAUACAACACUAGCGCAUUGGACCCCGCACUAUGCGAAACUAUAUCGCGGGAGUCCAUGUGGAAAUUUAUAUAACCGAAAAAUUCUCUACAGAUUACUAUUACGUCUACUAAAGUCACAGAUCACGUCAAUAAUGACAUUGACAAGUAUGAAUCAUAAACGUCAUUGAUUGACAUGUGUCAGAAUCGACUAACGCAGGCGAGUUUUCAAUGUUUCACCUUAAACCCAACUUGACAAUCCUUAUUUACUCUCGUACUCGAAAUUAGUUCGAAACCUAUGAAAUCGUCGACCAGAUCUGCUACGUCUAGACAUUCGAGCGCACGCGUCGACUGCGAGACGGACAGUCUUGCAUCUCUUUCGUUACUAGUACUAGAUAUCAUAGUAAUCUUUCAAUGUCGAAUGGCGCGUGUAUGCCGCAGGAGCGCCGUUCGAUCACCAGCGGCUUCGCUGACACCGCACGGUCGGCCACGGUGACCAUCGUCCCAUAGAUGUACUUUACACUUACGAAGUUUGCCGUAGUGAAAUCGACUCGAAUUUAAUACUGAACACGGUGAGCAUUUCAACUAUAACGCAGGCUCAGUAUGAAAUUCGGGCUUCUAGCUCUUAGUAUAGGAUUUAAUGCAUAUUUAUAUACUUGAAAAAAAAAAUGGGUCUUAUGACGAGAUUUUGUAUCGCCAAAUAAUGUGUAUUUUUGCAUACGAAUGAGUAAGACGGUCCGACGAACGAUGUGUAUUGAACGGUGUUUUUUAAUAGUUUAUCAAUUUUUAACAUUUAAUAUGAUAGUUCUGCAUUGCAUGUGAUUCUGAAACCACAAAUUGUAUUUCAAAAGAAAUGGACUUAGACUAUAUAGAUAGAGCAUCGAGCCCCAAAAACGGGUCAACAUUUUUGUCAGCUAAUUGUCAAGUUAUUUUUUUUAUACAACUUAGAAUGGCAAACAAGCUGACGGCCCACCUGAUGGUAAGUGGUAACCGUCGCCAAUAGACAUGAGCAGUACCAUGGACAUAACAGAGUAUACUGUUUCGCCCAUGAUACCUCCCAUGCGUUGCCAUUCCUGAGGACUCAGGUGUUAUUCCUCUGUAUCCUGUAAAUUCACUGCCAUAUCCCACCCUUAAAACCGAAACACAGCCAUGCAAACACAACUGCUUCACGGUAGAAACACAAAUGAGACAGAGGUACCUAAGCAAUCGUUUUUUUUUAUCAGUGUUCUAUAUACUUACGCAUACAAUGUAUCUUGACGUAUUAUUUAAUAAAUAAAAUUAGUGUUUACACAUUAAAAAGAUGCAGAAAUUAUAAGACGAAAUAAAUAUAGAAGUUAUAAAGGAAUCACUCAUAAGUAUUUAUCAAGCAAAAUUGUAUGAAAAAGUUGAGCCGUUUAACUCGAAGCAUUUGUAUGGAGAUACUCUGUCUAUAUAAUCUAAGAAAGAAGCUUAAAACCGAACGACAAUUGUAAAUUGGAUAUUGAUGACAGUACGUUGACCUUAUCAAAUUUUCUGUUACGAUAUCACAGAAUGCAUAGUAACUUGCUAUUGUAUGGCAUAUGUCCCUCUCCUUCAUUUAACUAUGCAUUUCUCUCUUUCUAAACCAUGAUGUGCAAAAUAUACUCUACGAUUAACCAACAGUAAGAGAAAUGGAAUAAUGAUUCAUAAAUUCAGAUUUGUAGGCUUCAAUUUUGUUUACACACUUUUAGAAUCACAUUUACAAUUUGAAAAACAAAAUUCAAAUGCUAGUUUUCAAUGUAGAGCUAUCACAUUAAAACUACACGUAAUGUACAAGCCGAUUGUCGAAUGCAACAUUGUUUACAAUUCAACGGACGCUUCUAUUGACCAAACUUAUAGUACGGAUUGUAGUAAAAUAUUUUUUUUUUUUUUUAUACAACUUAGAAUGGCAAACAAACUGACGGCCCGCCUGAUGGACAGUGGUAACCGUCGCCUAUAAACAUGAGCAGUACCAUGGACAUAACAGAGUAUACUGUUUCACCCAUGAUACCGCCCAUGCGUUGCCAUUCCUGAGGACUUAGGUGUUAUACCUCUUUACUUUGAAAAGCAUUAGUAAAAACUAUUUACUUUAUUUGAAAAAAAAAAAAAACUAUGAAGAGACAUUUACUAUAUCUAUCUUGCUCUCUAAAUAUUUCUGUCUCUUUUAAAUGGAAAAUAAACCCCUGAAGUGUAUAAUUAACCUCACACCGACAAGUUCCUAUUACGAAAUCUCAUUCUUUAUAUCUGAAGCUAAAAUUUAGACAUAAUUUUUUGAGAGUAAAAAUCUACAAUCGAUAUUUUCAAGUCUUAGAUAGAUAGAUAGAUAUAUAGUUUAUUUGCAUCACUAGAAAUACAUAUACAAAGAAAUACAUAAAAUAAAAACAUAUUUUUUUUCCCCUUUCAAUCGUUUUCCAUAACGACACAAAAUGGUCACAACUCAGUUUAUUGCUUUGCCCUCAAAAGAGCAAAACACUGAUAUUCUAUUGUGGCUAAAAGUGAAUAAGGUAACAGUGAAAUAAUAUCAUCAGUUACCUAUACAGUUAACAAUAAUACAACUGUUAAUUUAGCAGUUAAAUAGAAUAGAAAGGUAACUUGAUGGAAUAUUUAACUUUUGAAUCAUGAAAUUUUUCAAAUUAAUUUUAAAAGGUAACGUAGACUCAAAUAUCUGUCUAAUUUCAUCAUUAAAAUUAAAAAAUCUAGUAAACGAGUUACAGAAAGACGAUUCAGAAAUGAUCAUCGCUCCAAAGUUCCAAUAUUAAAUGAUUUGUACAACCUUAUUUUAGUUACUUUCUAUAAAUAUUAAUUCCCCCAUAAUACUAAAGGGAGUUCGGACUAUGACCCCUUAACACAGGCGAUUAACCUAUUUAGGGGUCCAGUUCUAAAACCACAAUUACUGUAACCGUUUAAAAUUAUAACAACAAUAUUAGUACAGUAACUUGAGAAAUAACUACAUGGGACAGAUAAAAGAAACACUAGGCGUCAUGUCGUAUAGGGAGGUCAAGGAUAUGGCCUGGGAUAGAGCUGGCUGGAAGAAGGUGCAUGAAUUAGUUGCACCGACAAGAGGAAACUGUUAAAUGAAAAGAGAACUUGAGAAACUACAGUUAUGUUUUUACAAAAUAAAUCUUAUUUAAUUCAAUGUUGAUUCGACAACCGCUUGGCGACGCUUCCUCCGGGCACGUUUCGUUGUCGUCCGAUUAUCAAACUAAUGCACUGUAGUUGAAUCGCCCACGAGGAGUUAGAAUUGACAUAAAAGUUUUGCAUUUCGCCUAAAAAAAUAAAUAAAUAUACUAGUCGAGUGAAUCUUAAGCCGAGUUAAAUUCGUUGUUAUAUAUAUAUAUAUAUAUAUAUAUAUAUAUAUAUAUAUAUAUAUAUAUAUAUAUAUAUAUAUAUAUAUAUAUUGUAAUAAAAGUUGAUACGCUUUCAUAAAAGGAAAUUGUAAAUUAAUCGCCACGUUAGGGGUGUGUAAUUGUAAAUUGUAAAGUUACGACUCGGGAAGUCGCCGUAUGGACAUCGAGAUUGUUCUAAUAGUGUAGUGUAGGCUAUGUAUGACUGUGUAUAUGUUACAAAUGAUAUUUAAAAUAUUAUAAUUGAACCAUUAAUAUAUGUAUAGUGAGGCUUCCUUUUAGAGCUUUAUGGAUGUGGUUAUAAGUAUACGGAAAAUUAAACAUACUCACUACGGGAAUAAGGUUGAAAUUUGUACUGUAAACGCGUUCGUUGUUAUUUUAAUUGCGAUUAUAAAAAAAAAAACAGGUGUUCUUUUUUUUUUGAAAUAUAUAAGACGGAAGUACACUAUCUAUGGAAUUAAUUUAUCUCGUUAAUUAAAUAUGUAUUUUAUAAGAUUUAUUUGCAUUAACAAAUCGUCAUAGUGGUAGAAUACUGACGGAUCUGACAAAAAUUACAUAUAUGGAUCCGUCAGUAUUCUACGACUGUGACGAAAUGUCAGUAUCAUUAUUUCUUACAUUUACAUAAUGUAAUAAUAUACUUUUUCAUUUUAUUAUUACAAGCGUACACUUUUUUUUUAUUUUUUUUUUUUUUUAUACUCACUAUGAUUUCAAUAUUGUAUUCUGUACGGAAGAAUACCUUGAUCAGUAUUAUUUUAUAAUUUUCACACUAGAAAUAAAUAAAUAUAGAUGGAUCGUGUAUUUCUGCGUUUCAAGAGACAAUUUAAAUUCGUAAUGGUACAUGUCCACGCCAGUAUAAGAGGCAGCCUUCAUCCAGCGGCGGCCCAAUAUGUUAUAUUGUUCUAAGUCCAACGUGUCGCAGAUUGUUUUGUAAAAUAAGCCGAUCCCUUACAAACCGUAAUCAUUUAUGUCUGUAUGCAUAGAUUUUGAAUUAUAAAAACGUUUACUACCUAAGGCAGGGGUUCCCAAACUUAUUUUAUUAAUAUAAUUGCUGUUCUUAAAUUGUUGCAUGCCCGAUAGGGUAUAACUGUUAAUACCGAUGUCAAAUCCAAAGCAAUGGUUACUGCUAUAUGUAUGUACACAGUUAGCAAUAAAAUUCUAUUUUAUUCUAUUAAUAUCUCAGUGGAACAAAAAAAAAAAACUUUAUUCCCACGACGUCGUCCACUUUUGUGUGUUUGAGGUUGGGAUUUGUCUUCAUCACCAUCAUCAUAUCAGCCUUUAAUUGUCCACUGCUGCACAUAAGCCUCCUCUUCUGGGGGGGGGGGGGGGGGUUGCCAGUAGUAGCCAUGCUUGGCAGGCUGAUUGGCAACCACAGUUAGGCUUUGGAGAUGUUUUAAAAGGGGCCCUACUGCCCAUCCCUCGCCCUCUCUUAGUCACCUCUUACGACACCCACGGGACAGGAAGGGGUGGCCUACUCUAUGCCGGUACUAAUUGUCUGAUAAUUAUCCAUGUAACAAUGAAGUGACAAUCUGCGACAACGUUGACAUAUUUGAAUAAAACAAAUUAAAAUCGCUCGCUUAAUUUGGUAUGAAAUGUGCCUCUUGAUGAAACGUCAAUUGUUGAUCGAUGUGAUUUUAACAUAAUAGUGGAAUAGUUCAGCAUUUAUACACAGCUCGUUUGUUUUUCAAUACGUAAUAUUAUAGUGGUGCUAGCAAUGCGCAGUGGUGUGUAUGUAUGUCACCAUUGUACUGUGGUAUAUAGGAUUACGUGAUAACUGUUAGGUUCUCGCGGCUCGAAUCACCAAAUAAAACUAUUUGAAACGGUGUUUGUUAAUUUUUUUUGUAUUUAUAUUUUUAUGUUAUUUCAAAUACACAAUCGGGACUUGAUGCGAUGAAUAAAUCUUUGAAAGUAUAUAGUAGGUACAUACCUGCUUUUUUAUUGGCGACGUUCCGACGUGGAUUGCACCACGUCGAAACGUCCUGUCGUGACUACGACGUGGUGCAAUCCACGUCGCAACGUCGCCAAUAAAGAAGCAGGUAUUUUUAUUUUAAUAAUUUAUUGAUCAAAAAAAAAAUAUAUGGUACAAAAGACGGACUGUAAUGCUCGUAGCAUUCUCUACCAGUCAACGUUUUGGGAUGAACAGUGAAUCACGAACGCAGUACUUCAUUAUUGGAAUAGGUUUGCAGCUGUGUAGGUACUAUUUACCUGCAAAGACUUUUUCCAUCGCGUCAAGUACCGUUUAAAGUUUAAAAUUAAGUAUUUUAUAUUAUUAAGUUAAAUAUUAGAUGAAAAAAAAUUAUAAGCAAAAUUCGGAACCGUUAAAAACCGUUUUUUUUUUUUUAAUUAUACCAAUUUUCUAUUUAAAAUUAGUAUCCAUGACGUGAAAUAAUUGAAAGUGUUAGAAAAAUUACCAACUCAAAAAUAUAGACCUCUUUCAAAUAGUUUUAUUCGCAAACAUAAUAAAGUUCCAAAAGGCACCUUGUUCCUAAUUUUCGUUCCGGCGUCCGGUGCUGAUACCGUAUUCACGUGAAACCGGUUUAUUUAUUUAUUUCGGUUAAUGCUAGCGGUGCCAAAUGACGAGGUGCCAACAACUAACGUUUUUAUUUUCAAUUAAGUAUCUACGACCGCUUUGUUUUCUAUUAAGCUUCCCAAAUAUAAUUUAACCAAUAUAAAUUAAUCCUGUGUUAAUGUAAGUAAUAUCACUUGGAAGCUAGGUGCAGUAUGUUGAUUACAUGAUGUCCAUUUAAUACGCCUUUUCAAAUACAAAAUAACAAAAGCUAUUAACAUAAUUCUGGUGUAUGACUAAACUCAAUUGACGCUACGCAACCGACGUCCAAUCUCUUUCUAAACACAUAUGUGGAAAAGAGACGAAUAUAGUUUUGUCAAAUGAGUUUAGUUUAGCACCAGUUUGCCACCACAAGCGUAUUCGUCGUCGCGUCACCGUGCUGUGAACGAACCCUUACUUUUGUCUUAAGGUGUGUCCAUAUAUAAACAUUUGAUCGUACUGUAAUCUCAUUAAACGCCCAACUAGUAAAACUUUAAUGUAAGCACUUUACAAAGCAUUAUAAUGUCUGUAAAUCUUAUUUAUUUAUUUUUUCUUUUUACUAUACUCAAAUAACGCAGUAUGGUGACGCGAAUCUGUGAUAUUCUGACAAAGGGUACGAUAUCAAAUUUUUAUAAUGACUCAUUUUGACGGCUAAAACCUUGUUUUUUUUAUACAACUUAGAAUGGCAAACAAGCUGACGGUCCACCUGAUGGAAAGUGGUAACCGUCGCCUAUAGACAUGAGCAGUACCAUGGACAUAACAGAGUAUACUAUUUCGCCCAUGAUACCCCCCAUGCGUUGCCAUUCCUGUAGACUCAGGUGUUAUUCCUCUGUGCCCUAUAAAUUCACGGCAUAUCCCAACUAUUUUUACAUGAUGUCGAUAAAUUCAAUUUUUUUUUUACCUUUUAAAAUCUACCCCCGUAUCAUAUCACUAAUAUUAGUAUUAAAUUUCGUAUUAAUUGUCUGAAUAUCACGAUGAAUAUGAGCACAGUAUGAAUCAGCAUUGAGAACGCAAGCGUGAAGUAUGAGGUUGUAGUGUAAACGACCGGACUAGGGCAUCGUAGGGCCAUAGCACACAAAUAAGUAUCCCUACAGAGACCAAGCUUCGUACACGUGUAGGCAGGAAAGUGCACUAGCGCAUAGCGUGGCCAUGUGUGGUAAUAUCUCAACAAUAGAUUCGCGUACACUCCGUGAUAGUAAAAAUUUGUAGUUUUAAGUUUUUUUUUUUUUUUUAGUAACCCCGCUUGCGCUAGCGUUAUACGUCGGUGGGGCACCAGUGAAUAAUGAUAUGACAUAAAAAAGCAAGUCAGUCAGCCCAUAGUGAUGAAUACACCAAACAUUCAGCACGAUGGUUUCCAGAGGUGACCACGUAGAGGUCGAACUGACAGGGUAUAUUGCUAGCAAUGGGAAUGGUAGCAAUUCCUUCCCCCUUAGUAGUUUUAAGUGACAAAUGAAUUUAUGUAUACAUUUAUGUUGCAACAUGCACGUGAGUACGUGAGAGAAUACGCCGUAUAUUGCUCUCUCAUUCGUAGUAAACAUAUCUGUAAGUGGUUUAAUUUGUAACUUAUCUUUUUGAGUAUGUAAUUGUAGCACCUUUUGAUAUAAGUGGUAGUAUAAUCGGGAGAGAUACGUAGCUAUGUGUGAGUGUACCUACAGCGAGCCACUUGUAUGUAGUUUGAUUUCUGUGGGGAUACCACCUAGUGUGAUUAUAGUUAGUGUAGUGUAAACGAAAGACUGGAAUUAGGUAAAUGUAAUGUCAAGGGUAGACUCCCUGAGCCCCUCGCGCCGGUAAACUAAUCUAUUAGGUACUUAGAUAAAUUGUUACAACAAAAGUAACCAAUUAGCGGUUACGAAACCUUAUUUUGUAAUGUUAAAAAGCCUAUUAUUUUUAUAUUGCGUUAUUUAUUUACUUGUUUCAAUAAAAAAAAAAUUAGUUAAUAAGAAAAAGUGUGGAAAAAUUACGUGUUGACAACCCUAGGUGUUAAAUGUAUCGACUUAUGUUUCUGUGCACUUAUAACGAGACAGUCUACCCGUCAUUCCGUCUCUUUUCCUCCUCAUUGGUUGGAAAGUGACGGAUAUAGUUGUCCUGUCUGUGUGAUAGUGUGCCAGUUUCGUACAUUUGUAUUGUAGUCUCACACACACACACACAUACAUAUAAAGACAAGUUAAAAACAAAAGCAGUUUUGGAAUUAGAUCGAAAAUAGUAUAAUGUCGGUCACUAUUUGUAUAUACGCUCGUCUCUGUGUUCCUAAUUAUUUUGUACAAAUAGCUUGUAAAUAUUCAUAUUGGUGUUCAGUUUACCGGCGGGUGUGGAGGGCCAGGCGGGCGGAGUCGGGAGGCAGGUGUCUAGCUUGUAAAGUGGCGUGUCUCUGUAAAUAAUCGCUUCUAGUAUAGAUAGUACGUAUAAAUUAUUAUUACGAUUAAUAACUGAAUCAAUGUACCUACUGUGUAUUUUAAUAUAAUACAAUUGUAUUCACACUUCGUUACUCGAUAUACAGCUAUGAUUUUGUCUCGUGCUAAAUUGAAUGGCAACAUAUAUCGGUGUUCAGCAAGGCAAUAUCACAAUAUGUAGCUUGUACCGUGUUAAAAUCGUGAUCAGGGAAAUAAAAAAAAAAAACUAGUUGAGAGCCUAAAAAAAGGAAAACGGGCGAAUUAAAUACUAGAAUACUAAUUUCAAUUGGGUUACAUUAUAAUGUUCAAGAGAAAAUCAUGUAUAAUUAUAAUAAAUCUGUAGAGAGGUCAAUUCUGUACAUGAAAUAUAUUUCCAAAAUAACUAUCAGCGGAUGAUUAGAGAUCGAUACUGAUGCCACAAAUGCAAUCAUUGGAAAAUUUUUGUCUGUCUGUCUGUCUGUAUGUUCGUUAUAGAAACAAAAACUACUCGACGGAUUUUAACGAAACUUGGUACAAUUAUUCUUCAUACUCCUGGGCAGGUUAUAGUAUACUUUUCAUCAUGUUACGAUCAAUAGGAGCAGAGCAGUGAAGGGGAAUGUUAAAAAUGUUCACCCGUGCGAAGCCGGGAUGGGCCGCUAGUUAAAAAAUAAAAUUUUGAUGACUCAAUUCUGUAACAUUAAAUCUACAACUCGGUAUUUGUUUGUAAACAAUUUAAAAAAAAAGUUUUCCGUCGCCUAAAAUAGUAUUUGGAUUCACUCGUUUAAAUACAAAGCAAUAAAAACUGGCUCAAUUAUUUUAUAUGGCAAACAAUAUAGUCGAUAUAAAAAUCAUCUCUUUUCGUUUAAUAGCGGGUUUUUUUUUAUUUUCCUGAUCUGUUUUUUUUUUUUUAUUUCAAGUAUUUACUAGCAAUGCAUAUUAAAUUUAAUAUUUUAAAACAAUAAUUUUAGUUAACGGCAACCCUGCAGAAGACAUAGUCUCUACCCUUGUCUGAGAGUACUAUUUCAGUAAAGAAUACGAUGGGCGUACCUUGACAAUUAUUCGCAUACUAGUUUUGUUUCUAUUAGAAACUUGUUAAUUUAUUUAUACAGGAGAAUUUAGGGACAGCAUAAACGAUCAAGUUUAUGUAAGUUAAAAAAAGUAAAAGUUAUUUUUUUAACUAAUCUAUAGUCUAAAAAUUAUAAUUUUACGUAUGUGUGUAAAUGAUUUUCAGUUAUGUUCAUCGUGUCAUGCCAAAACUCUUCUGAUUUGGUCAAUUAUUGGAUAAUACUGCCAAGAUCUUUUUAUUAGAUAUCUCUUAAAAGUUUCGUCAGUGUAUAUUUAAAAUGUAUAUCGGAUUGCUUAUACUUUUUUUUUUUUUUUUAAGAAUUGUCGACUAUUUUAAGCACCUUCCGGGACCCUUAUUCACAUGGUCGUAGCUAGGAAGGUAGUGCCCUACCUUAAAAGGCCCAAUGCCCUACCUUAACUGGCCUUAAGAAAGUAUACAGAUUCGCUUUUUCAAAGUUUGUUAUGACUUCUGCCCUACCAAAAAGUUCUUUUGCCCUACCUUAAACGUGGAUCUAGCUACGGCCCUGCUUGUUUAUAAGUACCCUGGCUGAGCAUUGACAACAAAUAGGCAAUUCGAUAUUAAUUUAAAAUAUAACACUUAGAUCAAGAA